GGUCCUGCCGGUUUCUUCUGCUCCGCGGCGAUGGCCCAUGGCGCGCCUCCUGGCCUCGGGGCGGCCCCUGCCCCUCGCGGCGGCGGCCGCCGCCGCGGCGCGGCGCCGGGGCCGGCGGCGGCUCGGGGCGGCCGCCGGAGGCGGCAGUGCCGACGCCUACGAGGCUGGCGCUCCUCCUGGGCAGGUCCUGGGCGUUCCGCGCGAUGCCUCCCCUGAGGACGUGAAGGCCGCCUAUGCGCCCGGGGAGGGGGGGGGGCCGUCCGCACCACGCGCGGAGGGAGGCGGAGAGGCGCUUCGCCGCCGUGGCGGGGGCCUACGAGGUGUUGUCCGAUCCAGAAGAGGCGCCGCUCCCUCGACAGCAGCUGCAGCCGAGGCACCGCGCGUGGCUUCGGUGGCGCCGGCGCCCCCCACGGCGGCAGCGGCUUCCCUGGCUUCCACGCCGGCGGCGCGCCUUCUCAGGCAGAGGCCAGGCGCCUCUUCAGGGACCUCUUCGACGGCGCCGCCUUGGGCCUCACGACGCACUGGCCCAGCUCUUCGCCAGCGGCGCCGCUGGCGCGCUCGAGGACGACUCCCGGUGGGCUCCGAGGUUCGGGUGCUCUCCGACCGCGCGGCCGUUCUCGGGGCGUGCCGCGCCUGCGGCCUCGACGCCUCCAGGGACGAGCUCCGGGUGCGGGCGCUGGGCAGGCCCGCCGUCGGGGUGGACGCCGGGGACCGCACGGCGAAGGUCCGCCUGGAUGGCGCCGCGGGCGACGUGUGGCUUGCCGCGCGCGCGCUGGUUGGGGUCGGGCGCCGCGGCGCAGCUGGCACGCCUCGAGGAGGCGCGGGCACGGUGCAGAUGAAGCAGGACGUUGUCAGCCUGCCAGACGGGCGCCGUGCCGUCCGGGUGACGCGCACUACGCGCGCGCACGACGGAGCCGUGUCGGAGGAGGUCACGGAGAUCCCGAUGGAGUGACGGCUGCUACUCUCCCCCCUUGUCACCCUCUCCUUCCCUCCCCCCUUCCCCCUCCCCUCCCAUCCCUCCUCUCCCGGCUGCCCCCCCCCGUCGGAGUGCUCCCGCGCAGAGCGCGGCCGCCCAUUCGGGGGGGCGGAGCCCGUGCUCCCUCGCCAGGGCCGCGCGCGGUCCCCUGGCGGCGCGGCCGCCGCUCUGCGGCGGCCGCGGGCUCCUCGGGGUCUUCCCGCCCGGCGCCGCCGCGGCGCACGGCCGCGAUGCCAAC
Molecule: messenger RNA, 1214 nt
Organism: Prorocentrum cordatum
Lineage: Eukaryota; Dinophyceae; Prorocentrales; Prorocentraceae
Source: the annotation of a GenBank genome assembly